Molecule: messenger RNA, 1102 nt
Organism: Marasmius oreades (fairy-ring Marasmius)
Lineage: Eukaryota; Fungi; Basidiomycota; Agaricomycetes; Agaricales; Marasmiaceae
Exons: 6
Coding region: 47-943 (298 amino acids)
Molecular function (GO): hydrolase activity
Source: RefSeq, a predicted model, not a curated record
GUCAUGCUUUCCUAACCCUCCAAUCCAAACGCAGCGCUUCACCACCAUGUCCAAUACAGCGUCUCCUUCACCUAAACCCAUUGUUUACGUCGAGUACGAUCCUUCGUCCCUCCCUCCAGCGCUGCCAAACUACACUCGAUUCGUUUGCAUCGCAGAUACACACUCACACGAAUUUUACGUUCCCCCAGGCGAUGUUCUUCUACAUGGAGGUGACUUGACCAAUACUGGCACUGUGCACAACUUUGAGAAGACUAUGGAGUGGCUGUAUGGAAUGCCACAUAACGUGAAGGUGAUAAUAGGAGGAAACCAUGAUCUUACUCUUCACAGGAAAUGGUACGACGACAAUUGGGAUAGAUGGCACUAUAGGAUUGGGAAACAGGAUAUCAAAACAAUCAUGGAGCUUAUAAAGGGCCCCAAGGCCAAGGAAGCGGGAAUUAUCUAUCUGGAAGACGAAAAAACCACCUUUCAAGCUAAAGAAGGAGGAAGGUUUUGGUCUGCGUACGGCUCACCGUGGUCUCCGUGGUUCUACGACUGGGCCUUCAAUUAUCCAAGAGAAGAAGGCGAAAAACUAGUUUCCAAGUUUCCAAAAACGGAUAUCUUAUUAACUCAUGGCCCACCACACCGCAUAUUUGAUCGCACCAGUGGAGGGGAUUAUGCAGGCUGCGUAGACCUCCGGAAUCGACUACCUAUCCUUCGACCACGCCUCCACGUCUUUGGUCACAUACACGAAGCACAUGGAGCUUACAUCCACUCUUGGAAGGAUGGUAGCUGUCCGGCAGUCCAGAAUGAUGAAGCCAUUUCAGAAGAUGUUCAGGACAAUAUUGAUACCACGGUAUUCGUGAAUCCGGCGAAUUGGCCCAUGGGCAAGCGAAGGGCUGACUAUGGCACGAGGGAAUUUGGAGGAGAGGGUUUCCAACCGAUUGUAGUAGACAUAGUGGAUUAGAACGCAUGGUUCUUCGAGUAAUUCUAUAAUUGUACAGUAGCGACGGUAGCAGUUCCAGCUCAAAGUGUAAAAGUGUACUUGGACUAGCUGUCCACAUUAUUCACCUCCUCUGUUGGACUUUGUGACAAACUGAGCGUGAAGCGGCGGACCACUGCGACU